Molecule: messenger RNA, 615 nt
Organism: Thermothelomyces thermophilus ATCC 42464
Lineage: Eukaryota; Fungi; Ascomycota; Sordariomycetes; Sordariales; Chaetomiaceae
Exons: 1
Coding region: 269-601 (110 amino acids)
Source: RefSeq, a predicted model, not a curated record
GUCGGCGUGUUUGUCUUGACUUCAAACAGGAUGUUCCCUGAGGGAGCGCGUGAGGGAGAGCGUGAGGGGGAGGGGGAGAGGGAGGGGAGGGGAGCAUGGAGAGACACAGGGGGGGCAAAUACACACAGCUAUGAUCUACUUAAGCCAACCCAAUAUUCCCAGCUGCUCCUCUUCCUUCCCAAGCUGCUAUCUUCAAUCGGCCUCGCUCUCCAUAUUCUUGACUCACUUCAGCAUCCCAAUUCUCUCACCCCCAGUAUGAGAGAAUAUCAUGGCUUCUCUUGGUGGUAACACUUCGCCCCCUGAGAACAUCAUUAGCCCCCAAGUCUUUGUUGCUGGCCUUGCCGGCGUGGUAUUGUUUACCAUUGGCUUCUGCCAGCUCUCGGCCAAGCCCUCUGAGAGACGUCCGCGGGAUGGCGGCGACGACGAGCCGGGCAUCGUCAGGUCGAUCUUGCUGUUCUGCUAUUCUUGCUUCUUGAAGCCGCAUUCGCGUACCGCCAAUGGAGGCCAGCAGGGUGCUCUGGAAUCGUUCUACGCCAGCCAGGCGGAUGCGGUACGUCCCGCUCUUGUUGGAGACCCGGGCUCCAGCGCCAAAAACCGCUGACGGAAUGACCAGUA